Molecule: messenger RNA, 657 nt
Organism: Malurus melanocephalus (red-backed fairy wren)
Lineage: Eukaryota; Metazoa; Chordata; Aves; Passeriformes; Maluridae
Gene: SLC35A4
Product: solute carrier family 35 member A4
Exons: 3
Coding region: 42-353 (103 amino acids)
Source: RefSeq, a predicted model, not a curated record
UCCGCGCCAGCCAAUCAGAGGCGGACCGUGUCGGCGCCAAGAUGGCGGACGAUAAGGACUCACUGCCUAAGCUGAAGGACCUCGCCUUCCUGAAGGGGCAGCUGGAGAGUCUGCAGCGCAAGGUGGAGGACGAGGUGCAGGCCGGCGUGGGGCAGGACGGGUCCUUGCUGGCAUCGCCUUUCCUCAAAGGCUUCCUGGCCGGAUACCUGGUAGCCAAACUCCGCUUCUCGGCCGUCCUGGGCUUCGUCGCUGGCACCUGCACGGGAAUUUACGCUGCCCAGAACUACGCCGUGCCCAAUGUUGAGAAGACGAUUCGGGACUAUGUGAAUUCACURAAAAAAGGUCGGGACUAGCGAGGAGGAUCCCGGAGCAGCAGGGACUGCAGGAAUGGUGCUCCUUAGGUAGCAGGCACAGAGCACCCCCACGGUUCUGGGAGGCACAUCACCUGCACCCUUCUUUUCCCUGGAAAAGGGCUUUGCACCACACCACUGCGACACAUCAGGGAGCUGGUGAUGGGUGUUUGUUGGGCAUCGUGGCAGCAGUGAUCACUGCACUAACCCACAGCAGCUUGAGAGCACUGAGGGACUGCCAGCUGCCUUUUCCCCCCUCACCUUUCCCUGUGCCCCUGUGGAUUAAGGGGCUGCUAUGCCCUGUGUG